GCAAGCAAGCAAGCCAACUUUUUUUGCAGCGAGGGUGCAGCUUGGCAACAUACAACUCGUAUUUUUUGAUCUCUUGGUUGCUGCGGUGCCGCAGAUCAGCGGUUUCACCACUAAGUCUGCCCGCAUUGCAGCUGCAGCCACUGCUGCUGCUGACAGCCUCACGCCGUCGAGCGGACAACAUGGACAUCGAAGACCUCAAACCCCCGGACCUGACGAGGGGCCCGCGCUGCGACGACGAGGUCGUCCCCAAGCACAAGCGCACCGCGCGGUUUAAACCACGAACCGAAUGCAACGCACCGAGUUUCCUCCCCGAGACGAAGCGCGUCUACGUGCGCACGUUUGGGUGCGCCCACAACGCGUCCGACUCCGAGUACAUGGCCGGCGUCUUGGCGGCGGAAGGGUAUGAUGUGUCGGCCAACUCUAAUGACGCGGCGAGCGCGGACGCCUGGGUCAUCAACAGCUGCACGGUCAAGGACCCGUCGCAAGCAGCCUUCGUGAAGGAGGCGCGCCAGGCCAUGGCCGAGGGCAAGGGCGUCGUCGUGGCCGGCUGCGUGCCGCAGGGCGACCGCGGCCUCGUGAAGCGCAAGCCCGGGAAGGCGCCUCCUUUGUUGGAUGGCGUCUCGUCCAUCGGCGUCAAGCAGCUCGGGAGGGUCGGCGAGGCCGUCGCGGCUUCGUUACGAGGCGAGGUCUUCCACGCGCUGGGCCAGGGCCCCCUCCCUUCCCUGGAACUGCCGAAGCAGCGAAAAGAAGCUCUAGUAGAGAUCGUGCCCCUGUCGACGGGGUGUUUGGGCGCGUGCACGUACUGCAAGACGAGACACGCGCGGGGCAAGCUCGGCUCGUACGCGCCGGAGGCUAUAGAGAAGCGCAUCGCAAACGCGCUCGACGAGGGCGUCGCCGAGGUCUGGCUGAGCUCUGAGGACACGGGCGCCUACGGGAUUGAUCUACAAACGUCUUUAUCUGCUUUAUUGUUGCGAUUGAUCCCCGUACUUGAAAAAAGGCCCUUCGCAUCUUUGAGGGUCGGCAUGACGAACCCGCCCUACGUCCUGGACCAGCUGGACACGCUGGCGGAGGUCAUGGAGCACCCGCAGAUCUACGCGUUUUUGCACGUGCCCGUGCAGUCCGGUAGCAAUGAGGUACUCGGCGCCACGAGAAUGAACCGCGAGUACACGGUGCAAGAUUUUGAGAAAGUCGUGAACCGUCUACAGGAGAAAGUGGACGGUGGCGUGACCAUCAUGACCGACGUCAUCUGCGGUUUUCCGGGCGAGACGGAGGAGGACUUCGAAGAGACGUAUCAGCUCGUAGAAAGGCAUUCUUUUCACUUGAUGAACAUCUCGCAGUUUUAUAGUAGGCCGGGCACGCCCGCGGCGAAGAUGAAGCGCGUGCCGACGAAGGACGUGAAAGCGCGGUCGCGGCGUUUGACCCAGCUCGCGGCGACGUUCCGACCAUAUAGUGAAUUAGUUGGGGUGGUGGAGGCGUGCGCGUCGUGCGGGGAAGUGGCGGACGGCGGCAAGCGGCUCGUCGCCCACACGAAGCGCUACGUCAAGGUGCUCGUGCCCUUCGACGAGCGGUUAGUGGGGGCGCGCUUCGACGUGAGGAUCACCGCGGCGCACCGGUGGCACGUCGACGGCGCGGUGGUCCGCGUGACGCUCGCCGCCGACGCGGCGAACCGGCCCGCGCUGCGCGACGCGCUCGCGGCGCUGCGGCGGCGCGGCGUGGACGUGUCCGCGGAGCCCAUGGUGGUGUCGCGGCGGGCGGCGGCGCUCGCGGUGUUGCCGCUUGCUGUUGGGAUGGUGCUGUACUACCUGUCCCUAUUGCUUGCGUAA
Messenger RNA from Pelagomonas calceolata, 1823 nucleotides. Lineage: Eukaryota; Pelagophyceae; Pelagomonadales; Pelagomonadaceae. The record is from the annotation of a GenBank genome assembly.